Linum trigynum is the source of this 288-nucleotide messenger RNA. The record is from the annotation of a GenBank genome assembly. NCBI's taxonomy places the organism in Eukaryota, Viridiplantae, Streptophyta, Magnoliopsida, Malpighiales, Linaceae.
AUGAUGGAGGCGCGGGAGUGGAGGAAGAGGGAGGGCGGCGACGCUUCCCUCUUCUUGAUCGAGCAGGCAGUCGACGGGGAGGCGCAAUCAGGGGCAGGCGGUGCGGCUCUCCUUGCAGCGACGACUAACGAAGAUCCGCUCGAGGCGACGAUGGACGAGGAGGUGGGAUUGAAGGCGAUGACGGAAGCAGUGGACUUGCCGUCGGGGAAUCCCGUCGCUGCCGCAGGAGAUGCUGAGGGUGAAGAAGGAAAAGGAGGAGAGCGACGGCGACUUUCUCGCGAAACCUAG